AUGUUCGACAAUAUUCCCUAUUUGCCUCCGAACUUUGCCAGUGGCGUGAAAUUGGACGCAGUUGACGGGAAGCUCCUUAAAUUCUUCGCCUACUGCCAAGGUCGGACGCUUCUGUCGCAAACGAAUUUCUGGCUCACGGAGAUUGCAUCCAUGAUCGCAACCGAAGAUGCCGUCAAACACGCUAUUCUCGCUCUCGUUGGAGGAUACGUGCUUGACUAUGUGCACAAGGAUGACCUGCGCAAAAGAACGAAUGCGCAUUAUCGCAAGGCCACAGAAUUGAUCACUGCAGGCCUGGAGAGGCCCGAAGCACAUGCUGUUUCAAAAUCAGAGGGCAUUGUCGCAGCCAUAUUGCUGCUUCUUGUUGACGAUUGCGUUAACUGGGAGCUCCGAAAGCCCAAAGGGGAAACUCCAAACUGGUAUAAAGGGGCACAUCUGGCCAAAGCCAUCCUUGACCAUUCUGAUCCCGGUUACCGCUACUGGAAAGUUACUAACGUUCAGUGUGACAAAGCCUGGCUGGCCAAUGCCAAUUGGGCCUCCCUGGCAUGUGUUCUUGCGGAACCCGUUACGCCCCUCCAGUUACGUGAGAACGACCGCCGCUUUGGAUGGCUGCUGGAGGGCACCGAAAGGGAAAAUCCUCAUUCAAUUGUUACACCAAUUGGCGCGUUGAAAAUUGAGGAAAUGUUGCAUGACUUCCACCAGAGGUCAGAACUUUCAGAAGGAUAUGCAACGACUGAUGCCCUCCUUGAAUCCUGCAUCCUCGACGUUGACGGAAAGGUGAAUACGGCAACCAAAGUCACUGAAUUGACCGGGGAAACUUGGCGGAUGCCCUACAACGGAGCACUCUUCACUUCUCAGGCUCCAUUCUUCUGCGUCUUUAUCAUGUCGCUAGUUUCAUAUCAACAGCAUGACCGAGAUGUAGCCAGGGAUUGGUUUGAGACGGUUCUCUUAGCUGCCAGCUGUCGAUCGAGCGUGCCACCAGUCUGGGAAGCUGUCCAGGUAUUGUGGGAGUGGAUGGAUGCCGAACUUGUGGAUGAGGAUAAUUUCGAUAAUGCUGUUCCUAUUGGAGAGCGGAGGGCAUGGUGGGAGGAUAUGGUGGCGUAUCUUCUCGACAAGGUGGGAUGGGACCGCCAAUUUUGUAAUGCGAUAUAUUGA
Histoplasma mississippiense is the source of this 1152-nucleotide messenger RNA. RefSeq lists its product with no specific name. The record is from RefSeq and is a predicted model, not a curated record. Lineage: Eukaryota; Fungi; Ascomycota; Eurotiomycetes; Onygenales; Ajellomycetaceae. Bases 1 to 1152 code for a protein of 383 amino acids. The transcript is spliced from 7 exons.